AAUGAAAAGUCACACCUCACUGCUUUUCCUUUAGCAGACACCGUGCCUGGGAUGGUCCUGCCCUUUGAGAUGGACUUCCUGUCGGAUCAUAAGCUCAUCAGGACAGGAGAUGAGAUCCCUGUGGUCAUCACCGCUCCAGAGGAGAGACUGGGAGCUGCCGUCACCGCCAUGAACAGCAUCUACCGCAACAGCAAAGCCAAUGUAGUAUUCAAUAUAGUGACACUAAACGAGUCGGUGGUCCAUCUUAGAACAUGGUUGAGUAAGACUGACAUGAAACACAAAAUUAUCAUAUUUGAUCCGAAGAUCCUCACAGGAAAGAUUUCGAAUGAUCUUCAGAAGGUGGAGGCAGUGAAGCCGUUGAACUUUGCCAGAUUCUUCUUGCCGGUUUUCUUGCCGGAUACAGAGAAAGUUAUUUACCUGGAUGAUGACAUAAUUGUACAAGGGGACAUUCGGGAGCUUUUCGACACCAGUGUUAAGUUGGGACAUGCGGCAGCUUUCUCAGAGGACUGUGACUCUGCAUCCUCUAAAGGCAUCGUCAGAGGAGCUGGAAAUCAGAACAGCUAUAUUGGUUUUCUGGACUUCAAAAAAGAAGCGAUCAAGAAGCUUGGAAUGAGAGCGAACACUUGCUCGUUUAAUCCUGGAGUCUUUGUGGCCAAUUUAACCGAGUGGAAGCAGCAGAAUAUCACCAGCCAGCUUGAGUUCUGGAUGGAGCGCAAUGCCAAGGAGGACCUUUACAGUAAGACUUUAGCAGACAGCAUCACAACACCGCCUAUGCUUAUUGUAUUCUACAAGCACCACUCAGACAUUGAUCCAAUGUGGCACGUCCGACACCUCGGGGUGACAGGAGCUGGGAAUCGGUAUUCACCUCAGUUUGUGAAGGCUGCCAAACUUCUCCAUUGGAACGGACAUUAUAAGCCAUGGGGAAGAGCCUCCUCUUUUUCUGACAUUUGGGACAAAUGGUACAUUCCAGAUCCCACAGGUAAAUUCCACCCAAUCCGGAGACCCGCUGAGGAAAAAUAGACCCUGGUUUGGGCUACACGAAAAAAAGGGGGGGAGGGGUGGACUCUGAGGCAGAUAUUUGACUUUGUUCGGGGAUGUUUAAAGGAUGUCUGGAUGCAAAAUAUGGGGCCUUCAUGAAACCUAAGAGUACCCAAGUAACUGGGACCAACAUUGGAACAGAACAACAGUCAAUAGGCAACAUUCGACACCAAUGCACUACCUCAGCAUUCACUGUCUAAAUCAAAAGUAAUAACACUAAACCAUUUAUGGUACACCUUUUAAAAUCUUCAUUUUGUAUGUUGCAUCCAUGCAAGUGUCUAGAUUUUUUUUAACAAGAGGUAUGAUCCCAAAUACUGUUGGGUGAAAUUAUGGACCCACUCUUUUUGUUCUUAAUUUUGAAAUGUAUGUUGAAAUGUUUGAAAUGUUCAUUAUAAAGUAUUUUAGACCGCUUUAGGGCUCGAGACAAAAACCUGUGACAAUUAAAAUUUCAGAAUUUCUGUUUUUGACACUACAGGAACCACUUUCCCUUUAUGUUGUGUUCAGUGUUGUUACAUUUCUAUGGAUGCAUGUUUUUUUCUCUCCACAUAUCAGCUGUUACUCAGCAUUGUCCUCAACCCGAAGGGAAAAAUAUGCCAAUUUGUACAUAUAGGAAAAAAGUGUUCCAACAAAGUAUUGAAUAAAGCUCAGUAUAAGUUUU
Messenger RNA from Sinocyclocheilus grahami, 1696 nucleotides. It is a transcript of the gene glt8d1, whose product is annotated as glycosyltransferase 8 domain containing 1. The annotation marks the transcript as partial. The record is from RefSeq and is a predicted model, not a curated record. NCBI's taxonomy places the organism in Eukaryota, Metazoa, Chordata, Actinopteri, Cypriniformes, Cyprinidae. Gene Ontology annotation, cellular component: Golgi apparatus. Gene Ontology annotation, molecular function: glycosyltransferase activity. The transcript has 7 exons.